This is a messenger RNA of Salvia hispanica, 396 nucleotides long. RefSeq names its product profilin-like. The record is from RefSeq and is a predicted model, not a curated record. Gene Ontology annotation, cellular component: cell cortex. Gene Ontology annotation, molecular function: actin monomer binding. NCBI's taxonomy places the organism in Eukaryota, Viridiplantae, Streptophyta, Magnoliopsida, Lamiales, Lamiaceae.
AUGACAUGGCAGGACUAUGUAGACGUUUACUUAAUGAAUGAAUUCCAUGAUAGAAAAAUGACUUCAGCAGCUAUCAUAGGCCACGACGGUGCCGUUUGGGCUAAAAGCGCCAAUUUCCCUAAGUUUAAAGUUAAAGAAAUAGUUGAAAUCAUGAAAGCGUUCGAGAAACCAGAAAAACUUGUUCGAAGAGACCUAUACAUUGGUGGCACUAAGUAUAAAGUUAUACAAGUAGAACAAGAAGAUGUAAUAAACGGAGGAAAGGGCACCGGCGGAAUCGUGGUGAAGAAGACGAAUCAAACAUUGCUGGUCGGGAUAUACGACGAGCCGAUGACGCUGGAACAGUGCAAUAGAAUAGUUAAGAAUGUCGCCUUUUAUAUCAUUGAACAAAACUACUAA